Molecule: messenger RNA, 1587 nt
Organism: Naegleria gruberi
Lineage: Eukaryota; Heterolobosea; Eutetramitea; Acrasida; Naegleriidae
Exons: 2
Coding region: 1-1587 (528 amino acids)
Source: RefSeq, a predicted model, not a curated record
AUGAAUAUGGAAGAAUUCUUCAAGUUUGAUGUCGAAACUCAACGAAAGAUCAUAACCAACCUUAUUUUUAACUAUUCGACAAACUCGUCUCAGAAUACAAUGAAUGAAAUACCACCCCCAGGAUUUAACAUCUUCACUCAGAAUGAUUCUUCUCUUCCACUGAACCAGUUUGAGAAACCAAACGAAAGUAGUUUAAACUUGUUUCAUCAGUCUCUGUUUCAUUCCAACAACAAUUUCAAUAGCAAUACGAACUCCACUUGUAUUCCACAUAGACAAACCUCUGAUCUUUGUAUCAAUGGAUUACAAUCAUGUGAAAGUCAACCAACACUGGACGAAUCUCCAAACUUGAUGUUGAAACUUGACAUUUUCGAUUUUUAUCAAUCUUACUUGAAUACCCUAGACGAUUACAACCAAGGAGUAACUAUGAAACAUCACUUGUUGGAUAACAUUCAUCCAGAAAUGAGCAUUAGCAACGUUUGCGAAAAUACCAAUUUGUCGUUUAUUCGAAACCAAGAUGCAAAUCGAAUCAGUGUUGAUUCCCAAGCAAUUUCCUUGAGAUCUUCUACAAGAAUUGUCAGCUCCUCGCCAAUCAUGAAUUGCCUUCUUUCCAAUAAUCAUGCUUCGAAUAGUUCUCAAAUGCAUGAUGAAUCGCCAACUCUUUCCAAUUGCAGCUUUCCCAUAACUAAAGAUGUGAGCAAUACAACAACAACAUCAAGUCAGUCUUCAUCCUCUCCAACAAUGUCAUGUUCUUCCAUUCCUUUCGAAUAUGGUUUCAAUAAUAAUGAAAGAAGUAAACUUGAAACUCAUUCCAGUUCUAUCCUCCAACAAAAUAAGAAUCCUAAACCUUCCAAAUCCUCCAAAACAUGUAACAAUAUUCAAAUCAAGCCCUUCUCCUAUAAACAUUCAUCCAAGUCAAAUGUCAAGCUCAGUUCAACCAUUUAUACGAGAUUUUCAAUGAAUACAAACUCGAAUGAUAACUCGAAUACAAACCAGAAUCAAGUUUCUGAUCUAGUUUCGUAUUUAACAAGAUCUUUGGAAAUGAAAGAAAUAGAAGUCAAUCAAUCUCGCUAUUCUCAAUUGAAUUAUAAUAUUGAUUCUGUUCAAGAAUUUGAUGCUUGUCAUCUCAAACUAGAUAUGGAAGACUUUCUUCAAUCCUAUUCUUCUCUACAGGAAUCCUUUCAAUAUUCGAAACCAACGACUCCCCAAGAAACCACCUUUCAAAUUCUCGAUACUCAACUGCAAACUCCACUACCGAUCAACACCGAUAGCAAUUCCACCAUCAAUUCAUCUGUAAAUACAACAAGUUCUGAACAAAUUAAGAUAUCCGUUAAAAAACCAAACUUCUCUAAGGUUAACCAAAAAAGAACAACCUCUAUACUGAAACGUACUAGAAGUGUAUCGAAUGAAGUUGAUCAAUCUCACUUGGAUGGAAAUGAAGAGAAUCUCAUGAUAGUGCAGACGAAACGAACGAAAAGCGUGAAGAAACAGCCAUCCAAUAGCCCUAUCCGAAAGAAGAGAGUGGCAACUCCACAAUCAAUGAUGCAAUUUAAAUUCAACAGAUGGACGUUUCAUACUGUGAAACAAUAA